Molecule: messenger RNA, 1302 nt
Organism: Dipodomys ordii (Ord's kangaroo rat)
Lineage: Eukaryota; Metazoa; Chordata; Mammalia; Rodentia; Heteromyidae
Gene: Tsga13
Product: testis specific, 13
Exons: 12
Coding region: 1-1302 (433 amino acids)
Source: RefSeq, a predicted model, not a curated record
AUGAACUCUGGUACUCUCCAAGGUACUGAAGAUUUAAAGAUUUGUGUAACUGGAAUUUUCACGUGCCUGGGGAGCUCCCAGUCUCAAAGGACUCCAGAGUUGCACCCACCACCAGGGCGGACCAUGGAGAGGGUAUCAGGGGUGGCAGUCUUGGAAAUGUCCAGGACUGGGAUGGUGGGUUGGGUGAAUUUCAUCGCUGAAAGUGCUGUCCACCCACAAUACCUGGUGGUCUGUGCCAGCCAUGCCAACCUACCUACAAAAUCCACAUCACCCCAUACCCACAAAAACAUAUCCAAAGGACCCCUUGAUCAUUUUUCAGAUGCUCUUAACAUCUUGAGUAAUUGUCUCCGUCAUCAAGGUACUUAUCACAUCUCUUCUCCAUCAAAUCAGUCUCCAUCUAAAGCAAUUGAGAAACCUAUGCAAGAAUUAGAAUCCAAAAGAGAAUCAUUAAGAGUCAUUGAGAGUCGUCAAGAAAUUUCAUCUUCCUCCCUGAAAUUUCCUGAUGUCUUUAGAGGGAUCUGGGUUCAGAUUGCCACACCAAAGGCUUCAGAAACUACCCCAGUUAAACUCUGGAAACAAAACACUGAUGAUGGUGACUUGGGUUUUGAUACGGUUGGGCCAUCAAAAUUUACCCCAGCGAACAACCGGUAUUACACAGUCCAUCCAAAUUUGGCCCUGUACUAUGAGCCUUUAAAGCCCUCCUCACUGCAUAAGCUUCUGAUUCGAAACAGAAAUAUCACCAGCUUCAUGUUCAAACUAUCGGAGUUUGAUCAGGAUAUGACCUCACUGAUCAUGACCAACAACCCACUUCCCAGCUAUGUCAAUCAGGAUAAUGAUCCAAAAUACUUUUCCAGGAUGAUACUCCAGGUAAUGGAGAUUUGCUGUCAGCCUAAACCCACUGAGAAAGUCUGCCUACCCAAGAUGCCUCAGGAAAAGAAAACAACCUUCCCUUUGAAAAGGAUGGACGAUUCCACACCCAAGAAAAAACAGUGGUUUAGGUUUUCUACUGACAAGGACUUCGAGAGUGAAGGGAAAUACUCAGAAGUCUAUGCUUUGAAGAAACAGAAGAAACUGUACCCUAAACUGGUCUUUGCUCCAGGCUAUGGAAAAGAUACUAAGAAAGGAGUUUCCAAGCAGCCAGAGAGCCAAGAAACACCACGUUCCCAGGAUGUUUGGGAACCGCUCACAUUUUCGACUCUUCUGGAACAGAAGCCCACCAGGGACGCGCCAGGGGAAAGCACCUUCCGCUACGGAAGGGCCCAGCAGUGGAUUAUCAAGAAGGCCACUGUCACUAAGCGGUAA